Molecule: messenger RNA, 762 nt
Organism: Kwoniella botswanensis
Lineage: Eukaryota; Fungi; Basidiomycota; Tremellomycetes; Tremellales; Cryptococcaceae
Exons: 1
Coding region: 1-762 (253 amino acids)
Source: RefSeq, a predicted model, not a curated record
AUGGGAACGGUCGACUUCACACAAUAUGUGCCACCGUAUAUGGCGAAUAGCACAACCCAUCGUCGAUUGCAAAGUCGAACCGAAACUCAGACUGAUCGAUCUCGAAUACCUGUAAUGCUUUUAUUCCAUUACAACUCUUGCUUCCCUAGACUUGAGGAUGUGUCUGUCGACAACGCUCAAUCUCCGAGAGCAUUCUUACUCGAGGAUGUUUCUAAUCAAUGGGCUUUUAGGCUUGCCUACCAUUCUGGUGACGGAGACAACGUAGACGAUUACCUCUGGCAGCGAGCUCUCGCACUCAACUCCCAUCUAAAUACAGUCUUUACCUCGGGCGACAUACCUCAGCCAAAUAAAACGGGAAUGAGUCGACCUACAGACGGUACGAGCAUUUUCAACAUGCUUGAAAAUUUCGUUGUAUCUCGACAUGAGAGUUGUUCUCAAGCAAUCACGCACUGGUUCAAAUUGCAUCGACGAAGUGUCGGAAUGACAAAACACGAUGUGCGAUUCAAAGUGGUUCAUGAUCGAUCCGAAUUCGAAUCGGCCCCACCUUCCUUGAGCUCAGAGGAGGAUGUAUUUCCCGAAUAUGAACAGGAGUAUCAAGAUUAUAUGAGAAGCUUGGAGGGUUAUACGUUUUGUGAUUUGAAGGGUGAACCUCUGCCAUCGACUGUAUCAAAGGGAUGGAUCUGGCCUGUCAAUGCACCUAGUCAGAAGGCGGAUGUUGGCUCUUGGUACAGCUGGUGCUCAAUCUUGCCCUUCACCCAGUGA